This is a messenger RNA of Myxocyprinus asiaticus (Chinese sucker), 2479 nucleotides long. RefSeq lists its product as uncharacterized. The coding region runs from base 389 to 994 and encodes 201 amino acids. NCBI's taxonomy places the organism in Eukaryota, Metazoa, Chordata, Actinopteri, Cypriniformes, Catostomidae. The record is from RefSeq and is a predicted model, not a curated record. The transcript has 4 exons.
GAAAAACUCAUCAUCAUCGAAAUGUACUUCUCCACCAGUUCCAGGAGAGGGAGCGAAAGCGUGGGCCAAAGUGCAUCCUGGUUCAUCAAAAGGAUAAGCAUCACCGUGAUCUGAAGGAAAGAGCUUUUUUUCCAGAUCAACCAAGCGCACAUGUGUUCUUGAUAAAGUAGUGGCCCAUAGACUACCAACAUCCAGCAAUGUCAGAUGGAACCUUCACAGCCAUGCCAUCAAUACCGUGUUUGAGCACAGAGAGGACCUCAUCCACUGUUUUGAAAGCAUACGAGACUCGGGUAGCUUUGACCCUAUUACUGUCAGAGAGGCAGGAGCCUUCGCCCUGCUGCUGGAGGAUCAGGAUUUUAAGUUCUUUCUGCAACUUUUCCACCAUAUCAUGCUUCAUGUGGACCUCCUCUGUGCCAUACUCCAGAAAAAGGACAUUGAUUCAGCCCAUAUCAAGGGGAGCAUCCAGCAGUUCCAGCAGGACAUACAAAAGAUCAGAAUUUCUCUCCAUUCCAUGGUCGACCAAAGUAGUGUAGGUGGUUCUCAGCCAGAGAAGAGGUGUCAGUCACUCAGUCCAGAGGUCCAUGAAAGGAUUGCAGCAGAGGUCUGCAAGACCAUACUGGGACACACCAGGGAAUGGUUCUCUUUCACAAACCACCUUGUUCGUGCCACACUGCUUCAAGGCGACAGGUUUGAACAGUACAAGAUGGCAUUUCCUGAAGAUGCACUGAGCAACACCUUGAAGGCUUAUCCAGUGCUCCAUGGAAGUAAGUUGAAGACAGAGCUUAGUCACAUCUACAGCAAGGAAGAGUUCAGAGCCUGUUGUGGUGCUGUGGACCUACUCCAGCUGUUUAUGGAGAACAAUCUUGAAGAAGACUUUUCAGAGACUGUCACUCUCCUAAAGAUCCUCAUCACUACACCCAUGAACACAGCGGAAGCUGAGAGGUGCUUCUCAACCUUAAAAAGAAUGGACUUUUCUGAGAAAAAUGAAACAUGACCCAGGAGAGGCUGAAUGCAUUGGCCAUUCUGUCAAUGGAAAAGAGACUGGUGACUGAUAUGACUGACUUUAACCAGAAAGUCAUUGAAAAUUUUGCAGGCCAGAAGGAAAGGAGGGCAAAAUUUAUGUUCAAGUAGUGCUACUGGCCAGUGUUUAGGCAACAUUACAGUGUGUUUUGUUUUUUGGUUUGUAUUGUUUGUUAUAACAGGCCAUUAAAAUGUAUAUAAUUAAUAUAUUGAUAGACAUUAAAUUGAUUUAGCAGAAAUUAAGGUUUUGACAUUAAAAAGUCUUAAGUUUGAUGCACUGCACUGCAUUAAGUGUUUUCCUUUGAGUUUUCAAAAUAUACGUUCCAACUGAUAAUUUGAUUGAUUUGAAUUUAAUUCAGUUCUUUAAAUGUAAUUAUUUUCUAAGGUUUCAUAUAUUGUUGGUGCUUUUAAAUGGGUUAAAUAUUGCUUUGAGUGGGUUUGGUGUUUUUUUUUUUGUUUGUUUUUUUCAGUUUGUUUGCAAAUUUUUUUAGCACCAGCGUCUGAUUCUUACUCACUAAAACACAUUUCGCACUGUGAUGCACUUGUGUUGCGAAAUGGUAAACACAGGCAGCAAAAGCUAAACACAACUACAACACGUUUGUCAUCAUUUACACACGACUCAACGACUGUAUUUUUCAUUUAGAGUGUUCUUUGGGGUUUUGCAGUUGGCAAACUAUUGCAUUUUUACAGUAUGCAAGUGCUGAAUAUACAGACAUUCAAUACUGUAUUACUUGUAGUACAUACAGUAUACAAUAUAUUCACUGUACUACUGUAAAUUGUGAUUAUUAGACUACAGUUUGCAAGUGCACAUGGGGACAAAGAUCUUACUUUUUUGGAGAAAUGUCCUCUGGUCCGAUGAAACAAAAAUGUAACUGUUUGGCCAUAAUUACCAUCGUUAUGUUUGAAGGAAAAAGGGUGAGGCUUGCAAGCCGAAGAACACCAUCCCAGCCCUGAAGAAUGGGGGUGGCACCAUCAUGUUGUGGGGGUGCUUUGCUGCAGGAGGGACUGGUGCACUUCACAAAAUAGAUGGCAUCAUGAGCUUGGUCGCAAAUGGGUCUUCCAAAUGGACAAUGACCCCAAGUGUACCUCCAAAGUUGUGGAAAAAUGGCUUAAGGAUAACAAAGUCAAGGUAUUGGAGUGGCCAUCACAAAGCCCUGACCUCAAUACGAUAGUAAAUUUGUGGGCAGAACUGAGAAAGCAAGUGCGAGCAAGAAGGCCUAUAAGCCUGACUCAGUUGCACCAGUUCUGUCUGGAGGAAUGGGCCAAAAUUCCAGCAACUUAUUGAGAAGCUUGUGGAAGGCUACCAAAAACAUUUGAUCCAAGUUAAACAAUUUAAAAGCAAUGCUACCAAAUACUAACAAAGUGUAUGUAAACUUCUGACCCACUGGGAAUGUGAUGAAAGAAAUAAAAGCUGAAAUAAAUAAUUCCCUCUACUAUUAUUCUGACAUUUCACAUUCUU